AUGGUGUUCAUGGUAUUCCUCAUGUGCUAUUUCGGAAAGGUCUUUUUUAUGCUGUUCUGGUGGGUCUUCUACGGAUUCCUCACUGUGAUUUCCCUAACCUGCUGGACAUGGGCCAAGGAGAACGCUGCCAAGUGUUGGGCAGAGGGAGUGGACACCCUAUGCAUGCUGAUCAUCAUCAUCACAGUCAACAAACUGGCCGUGUUCUUGGGUUACAUGUUUUUCAAAUGGUACUUCCAGCUGAAGGAGGGCACCGAGUGGUUCCAACAUUAUCUUGUGGGAAUCUGGGGUGUUGAAGAUUAUUUUACCAGACAGAUCGGAAGGUGGGCCAAGGACCUCGAAGAUGUGCAGGACUGGGGGGCCGAGUUUGAGAAGGGCGAGCCACCCCCAGAAAACGCCGUUGUCCAGGGCCUCGACUUCCUUGCUACAAUGUUGACGGGUCUAAUGAAAGAUAAAGAUGGACAUGCGCCCAAGGAAACAAUAAGCGGAUCUGGGCUGAAGGCCUUCAUCGGUAUUUUCCAGAUGGAAGCGACUUGCACCUUAGUGAUUUCAGUACAAAUCAUGACCAUCGUCAUGGCCUACCGCUGGGUCGAGAAUGACGGCAAAUUUCUCCAAGCCUUCCGGCAAACACUGUUCAACAGGACACUUGAGAAGUACUUCGGGGGCUUCCUUACUGAGGACCAGCUUGAGAUGAUCAACCGCUUCUGGACAUUUCUCUGA
Symbiodinium necroappetens is the source of this 717-nucleotide messenger RNA. NCBI's taxonomy places the organism in Eukaryota, Dinophyceae, Suessiales, Symbiodiniaceae. The record is from the annotation of a GenBank genome assembly.